GCGGGGGGCGCGGGCGCGGGCGGCUGGGCCCGGCCGCAGCACAUCUGCGAGCGCAGACCACCGCCUGCAGCCACAUCUGCGAGCGCAGACCACCGCCAGAAGCCACAUCUGCGAGCGCAGACCACCGCCUGCAGCCACAUCUGCGAGCGCAGACCACCGCCAGAAGCCACAUCUGCGAGCGCAGACCACCGCCUGCAGCCCCCGGGCCGCGGCCGUGUCCCGCCGGCAUCGGCGGUACUGGGCGGGCGCUGCGUUAGCGGCCGGAGCCCUCGGGCCCGGCUCCCCAUGGGUCUGGCUCCUCCAUUCUUGUCAGUGAACUGAAGGCCAAGUGUCUGUAGACCUUCAAAGGGUAGUUGCUCUCAGCAAAGACCUUUGAUUCCUUGACUAAAAGAGAUUGGUAGAGGAGCAGUACCUGGAAAAUUGAAGAAGAGCUCCGAAUUUUUGUUGAACACAGCAAAUAAUAGUCUUGACUUUUGUAACCAGCCAGGCUCCAGCUCAUGUUGCACUAGAAAAUAAUCUCUUACACCACAGAAUGGGUAAAAAAGUAAAGAAGGGAUCACAGGAUCCACCCAAGGAUGUGUUUGAUCCUUUAUUGAUUGAAAGCAAAACACCAGCAACAGUUGUGCUAAUGCUUAGUUCUCCUGAAAAUGAAAUUUUGGCCAAAGCAUGUGAUGCUCUGUAUACAUUUGCAUCAAAAGAUGAUGAAAACAAAGUGGUACUUCUUGGUCUUGGAGCAUUGGAACAUCUGCAUAAACUCCUCUCACACGAAGAUUCACUUGUCCGCAGAAAUGCCGUCAUGGUGUUGGGCAUCAUGGCUUCUAAUAAUGAUGUCAAGAAGUCACUGAGGGAACUGGAUGUCACAAAAUCACUUAUUUCACAGCUAGCACCAGAAGAGGAUGUAGUUAUCCAUGAGUUUGCUACUCUUUGUCUAGCAUAUAUGGCUGCUGAGUAUACUACUAAAGUAAAAAUAUUUGAGCAAGGUGGGUUAGAACCACUUAUCAGACUGCUAGGUAGCCCUGAUCCUGAUGUUAAGAAGAAUUCACUUGAGUGUAUCUACCUUUUGGUACAGGAUUUUCAAAACCGUGCUGCAGUUCGUGAACUGAAUGUAAUUCUACCCUUGCUGGGACUACUGGAAUCUGAAUAUCCAGUCAUUCAGUUGUUGGCCCUUCAAACCUUAGAAUUAAUUAGCAAAGACAGAGAAACCAGGAUAUUACUGGGAGAAAAUAAUGGAUUAGAUUGCCUUCUGAAUAUACUGGAAAACAAUGAACUCCGUGAUCUACAUAUUGAAACUCUUGCUGUGUUGGGAAAUUGUCUUGAAGAUGUGCAUACUCUACAACAGAUUCAGCUAACAGGAGGCCUUCAAAAAAUAGUUUCAUUUUUAGAAGCCUCUACUGUUCCUGAUAUUCAGAAGAAUGCAGCAAAGGCAAUUACCAAGGCAGCUUAUGACUCUGAAAUACGAAAAAUCUUACACUGGGGAGAGGUUGAGAAAUUUCUCCUAAUCCUCUUGGAAACUAACAAUGAUGAAGUUAAAGUUGCUGCUUCCCAAGCCAUUGCUGCCAUGUGUGAGAAUAUGGACAGUAAAUGUGUCCUUGGACUUCAGGGGAUUCCCCAGCUGGUACAGUUGCUAAGCAGUGAUAAUGAAGAGGUAAAAGAAGCUGUAGUGACAGCAUUAGCUAAUUUGACAACAUCCAGUCCUAAAAACGUAAGUGUUGUUGCUGAGGCUGGAGGAAUUGAGCCAUUAAUGAAGACCUUGAACGCCCAGAGAGAUGGAGCCAUUUCCAAUGCCAUUGCAGUGCUGACAAAUCUAUCCCUGCGAGAGUCAUCCCGUGUCAGUAUCCAGAGCCGUGGGAUCAUGAGUGCCCUUGUGGGGCCACUGCGCUCAACCAACAGCCAAGUGCAGAGCAAGGCAGCAUUUGCUGUGGCUGCCUUUGGCUGUGAUGCUGAUACACGAGCUGAGUUAAGAAAUGUCGGCGGGCUGGGACCACUUGUUGAAUUGCUGAAGUCUAACCAUGAAGAAGUCAGAAGAAAUGCCUGUUGGGCUGUUACAGUCUGUGGAAGUGAUGAACCAACUGCUAUUGAACUGUGCAGGCUAGGUGCUUUAGACAUCCUAGAAGAAAUGAAUCUGUCAACAAAGCGUAAAAAUAAGUUUAGUGAAGCUGCUCUGGAAAAGCUACUUGAUAACAAUCUUUGCCAAAAGUACAGCCAGAUGGGAUAUUUGUCAUCAAAUAAUAUCAUUACUAAUGGAUUCUAUGAUUGCGGUCAGGUAAAACAUGGAGAGAAAGUUUUGUCUUUGGAAGAACUAGGCAAGCAAGAGCUUACUGACCGUCGGUCAAUAAUCUUCAUUAAUGCUAAACCCCAAGAAAAUGUUGUAGAAGAGAAGGUACAAGAUGAAUCAGUACCUGUUUCAGCAGCAAGCAGCAAAGAAAAAAUAAGAAAAGGGAAGGGGAAAAAAGAGGAGGAAAAACCAAAAGAAGCUACUCCAGUUUCAACUCCAGUUGAGGAGGAAAUAAGCAUAGAAAAUGCCCAAUGGAUACCACCACCUGAUUUCAUUUUAAUGGAUUACAUUAAUGAAACUUCCAAAAUUAUUCUACCACUAACUACCACCCGGGAACAGGUUGCGGCUCUUGCACAGUUUGUUGCAGACAAGAUGGGUGGCCCUGUUGAAAGAGAGCAACUACAUAACUUCUGGUGGGAACUUGACAUAAGUAAAAUAGAAUUUGGACUGAAAAGCAACAUUGUGCCUAUCGGGAAAAUCAAGAGAGGCUCGUUCUAUCACAGAGCUUUACUUUUCAAGGUGUUAGCAGACAGAAAUGGCAUUGGCUGUACUUUAGUUCGUGGCAAGUAUAACAGAGCUUGGAAUGAAGUUAAAUUGGUUGAACGCUCUCCCAAAGGGCUUCUGCUUCCUCCUCAAGAGUAUGUUGUAGAUGUAAUGUUUGAACCAGGCCGUUUGCUAAAACAAGGGAGUGCAAAGGCUCAUCAAUACAAAUAUGUUUAAUCAUCUCAAUGAAUUGCACCAAAAUAAAUAUUUUAAAUAUG
Molecule: messenger RNA, 3036 nt
Organism: Oenanthe melanoleuca
Lineage: Eukaryota; Metazoa; Chordata; Aves; Passeriformes; Muscicapidae
Gene: ARMC3
Product: armadillo repeat containing 3
Exons: 20
Coding region: 533-2995 (820 amino acids)
Molecular function (GO): protein binding
Source: RefSeq, a predicted model, not a curated record